AUGACCGACCAUGCCUGCUUACUCUCCGCGCUGCAGGGCCUCUCCGAGCAGGAUCGCGCUCGGCUGCUCGCCCAGCUCGCGCCUGUGCCGCCUGCGCCGCAGCAGUCGCUCUCGCAAGGCUCCCAACAGGACAUCUCAGCCUCUCAAGCCUCGCAGUACGACGCCUACUGCCUCGACGACGACGCCUUCGCGCAAAUGGAGAUUCCGGGAGAAGUGCCGAUGAGUGCCCCGCCCGCAGCAGUGCCGGUGCCAGCGCCGCCCGCCCCCGUCGCGGCGGACGCUGCGUCGGGCGGCGGGCUCGUGCGAGACGAGGAGUGGCAGGCCAUCAUCAACACCGAGCUGCGCAAGGGCGAGCUGCUCGGCAUCGUCGCCGCCGCCGGCUCGGGCAAGUCGACGGUGCUGCAGGACUACGCGGCGCACCGGCGGAACCUCAGAUUCCUCUACCUCACGUUCAACAAGGACGUGCAGCGGGAGAAGCAGGACGAGUUCCGUCGCGCGCGGCUGAUCCAC
Molecule: messenger RNA, 510 nt
Organism: Emiliania huxleyi CCMP1516
Lineage: Eukaryota; Haptophyta; Isochrysidales; Noelaerhabdaceae
Exons: 1
Source: RefSeq, a predicted model, not a curated record